Messenger RNA from Vicia faba (fava bean), 366 nucleotides. The record is from the annotation of a GenBank genome assembly. Lineage: Eukaryota; Viridiplantae; Streptophyta; Magnoliopsida; Fabales; Fabaceae.
AUGUCUUCCUCUUCCUCUUCUUCUUCACGUUCAAAAUCAAAUGCUAAUUCUGUAAUGACCAAAGCUAAUAACCAAUACAACAUUUCCCUUAGCCCUAUCUACCCUAUCACCACUUCAACCAGUUCUUCUCCUGACACUCCUAAUGUCAAGAAUGAGAAAAAGAAAAAGUCUAUCUUGCCCAAGAUUUUUGGAUCAAGGCGAAACGGGAGAGGCUCCGAUGAAGAUGCACUCAAAUCUAAUCCAGAAGGAGAUUCAAUUUCAAUUACCUUGAAGAAGUUGGAAACCAAGAGAAAAGCAUUCCUUGACGGUCCCAUGAUGAGAAAGAGUUUCUCAGAAAGGGAAACUAGCCUGGGAUUGAAGGCUUAA